CAUAUGUCAUCUGAGCCACGAACCACGCACGAUGAUGCCACACCAGGACCGACUGAAAAUCAAGAGCCAAUUAAAGGAAUUCUAAAACGGCCAUCAAUAAGGCAGAAUGAGGCGAAAGAUCAGGUUGUGCCGACGUUUACUCAUCGACCAUCGCCUGAUCGAUUUCCGGAGAAACCAGGAACCCGUAUACCGAAAUUAUCCGUCACAUGGUGGGAGAAGAACGCCGUGGCGAUAUUCGGCGAUACAAGUGAUGAAAAUAAUACUGAUUCAGAGCAGUUAUUUAAAGAUCUCGGCAAUGGAGCAAGUAACGAAACUGCUGAAGAAAGUUGGGUACCAUAUAAUGAUUCUUAUAUAAUUCCAGAUGAAAAUGACGAGCAUGAACAUCGUGACGAUGCAAUGAGUGUAGCCAGUUCAACAGGUUCAGCUUCUUCCAGUGUAGUGGGACGAUGGUGGACGGGAAAAGAUACCAGGUAUGUCCCACAUUGCCAGAAACGUGGUUGCAAUCACAAUCAUGGUGAAUUAGGGGAAUAUCUCACCCCCACACAACGGCGGAAUAAGGAAAUCAGUGAAUUGAAGAAUGAGUUACGAGCCGCUAUAAAGGAGCGAGAUGAAAAAGAACGGCAUUUGGAAGAACUACGAGAGCGAAUAAAAGAGGUUGAAGUGCUCAACGUAAAACAGGCCUCGUUGUCCGACAGUCAUCGUCUGAUGUUGCGAGAACGAGAAACGGCCGAAGCGUAUGAACGCGAGAAAAAGCAAAUGGAACGAAGGCAUGCUGUCCGUGUGAAUCAGUUAGUACAGGAAACGUUGACAGCCAGGGAUGAAAUCGUUCGAUUGACAGCCAGAAUCAAAGAACUCGAGAAGGCUACCAACAUACAGCGUGUUGAUUCAGAAACGAUGACCGAUGCAGUGCAGAUGACAAUGUCUUCACCGAUGCUGACAUCACCGCUCUGUGUGUCAGUAGAAUCCAAGGUAACUGGUCAGCCGAUGUACUUGAGCCAGGAAGCGUUGAAUCACAUGCAGGCAUGUCAAAACGAGGCGUUCAUUUGGAGGACGAAAGCCGCGCAACUGGAAAUUGUCGUUAAAGAUCAGAUGGUGAAGGCAAGUCGUAUUGAGGAGGCUUUACGAGCAGAGUUGAUGGCAGCUCGGGCUGGGCAGUUGCCUUUGGUGGAAGAAGUCAGAAUGAGAAUUCACGAGUUAGAAGAUGAUGUGACAGCUCUACGGCAUGAACUGGAAAGUAAUGAAAAGGAUACGAUGCAAAAAGCGAUUGCCUACAUGGAAGAGAGAAUGCAAGUCUAUCAGAAUACGUUGAUGGAACAUGACCUUAUUAUCAGUGAUGAGAACAGCAGUGACUGGCGGAAAGGCUUCGUGGAUCCAAGAUAUAGUGUUAUGGUUUCUAAACGGGUUCAAACAGAUCUGACCUCAGAAGAUUUGGCGAGGCAUGAGACUGAGUUUAUGACCACGAAAAGGAAACUUACGGAGCUUCAUAACGAGUUCACUAUUAAUCGUUCGGAUCUCCAUGGCCGAUUUGAAGAAAUCGAGAAGAUCCUUCUCACGAAGACCCAGCUCGUUGAGACCUUAUCGAAACAACUUGAGGAAACAUGUCGUGAUCAGCGUCAGCAGAUCGAUUCCCAUCAGGAAGAGCGUGAAGCUUAUAAAAAAAAACUCGAAGAAAUCUCUGCUGUUGCCGAAAAGGUGCCACUUUUGGAAACCCGUAUCGAGCAGCUGUUGAAGUCACCGCACAGCCCUAUUUAUGUAACAAGCAGUCAGAGUUCCUCCUAUUUGGGAAGGAGGAUAGGAGUACUGCAAUUAAUUGAUGAUAAAGAUUACUUGUCCUUCUCUUUGAGUAAUUACUUUCAGCAAGAAAUUGCAAUGCACAUCAAGGAGAAAGAUGAACUUAAGUUGAAGUCGAAACUUGAACGAGCUGACCUUGAACAUCGUCUAACUAGCAGUAUCGAUCAUGUGGCUAUGUUAAACAGCCAGAUGAACAAAAGCAAGCGAGACGUAGAAUGUGAAGCUCGUCCAAGGCACGUCAGUAAGUAUGUUGCUUGCAGGCCGAACUCAAGAAGUAAAUCUACUACUAUCACAAAGGGAGAUCUAUUUGACGAGAAUGAGGAGAGAUUAAAAUUGUGCCAAGGUGAGCUGGCCACGACAAGAAGGCAAGUUCAUGUGCUGCAACAGAAACUCAUCAGCGUCAUGCAAGAGAAGGUUCGUCGUAAACUAUCUAAGUCAGCACUGGUCCGCAGUGAACGCGAACGUAUUCGGCAUCUUGUUAGUGAGUUCGAGAACGUCCGUCGUGAGCUGGACCAGGAGAUGAGCCGUUAUCAGUCCGAAAAGAUAUGGCUGAAAUCCCGCAUUCACAAUCUUGAAACGGAUAACGAAGAAUUACAACGGACAAUUGAAGCCAGGAUGAUUGUGUAUAUAUUUCAGAAUAUUCUCGAGACAGUUAUGAUGGGAUGGGAGGCGGAUGAAAAACAGAAUUUGGUUCGAGAUUUGAAGCGUUCGCGUCAAGAACGUGAGGUGAUGAAGACAAGGAUGAAAUUCGAAAGUGAGCCUUUUAGCAGUUUUUACCUCUACUCUCGAUUUUCCACAUUUUUCAGGUGGAAAGAAAAGUGUGGUACGAUGUUCCGUGAGUUGAAUGCUAUGAGAUCCGGCUACCAACGUGCUCAAGAAGAGCGUCGUGAGCUCAAAAUUCAACUGGCAAUGUUGCGUGGUGAAUUGGAGAUGACAAAAUGCCAGAGCGAGAGGCCUUUCAUGUCGUUGAUGUUAGGUGAGCAAAACUUCAACAAUUCUGAAGCAAUAUUGUUACAGAUUGCCAACCUAAAGGCUAGCACAUCCAAAGACUCCUCUGAUGCAAGUACUGCUUUAGCAGAUGUAAGUGCUAGAUUAGAGUUAAGCCGGCAAGAGAAUGCGAUUUAUGAGAAGAAGAUUCGUGACAUGGAGGAGGAGAGGAAAGAAAUGUACCUGGUUAUGUUCAAGAAAGGUCAGGAGGCUGCCACAAUGGAUAUGAAAGAGAUGACCCAAGACCGUGUCGUGCUUCGAUUUCUCCAUGAUGCAUUUUACUAUUACCUUUUGAAUAAAGGGGAUUCGAAGGAACAUCUACAGGUACUCUAA
Molecule: messenger RNA, 3111 nt
Organism: Haemonchus placei
Lineage: Eukaryota; Metazoa; Nematoda; Chromadorea; Rhabditida; Trichostrongylidae
Source: the annotation of a GenBank genome assembly